GCCCCCAGAGCCCCCCAGGUCUCAAUGACUUUCAAGGAUGUGGCUGUGGACUUCACCUGGGAGGAGUGGGGCUACCUGGACACUUCCCAGAAGGAGCUUUACUGGGAGGUGAUGUUGGAGAACUACAGGAACCUGGUCAGCCUGGGUGAGGGAGACUCUUCUGGCAAGGCCUGGAAAAACCAAGGCUUUGUGCAUCCCAGUGACCCCAAAGGCAGGGGGGCCGGAUGCUCUCCCUGGUCCCAUCUGAAGGGCUCUGGCUUUGUAUGUCUGGAUACUGACUGCUCCAGUUGUGUGAUCCCAUUUUAGCUGUCUGUUCUUUGAAGCCAAGUAUACUCCCAGACCCCAGAUUACCUGGGCCUUCCCAGAGGAGCUUGCUUAACCCACCCUUUCCAUCACUUUGUCAUUUCCCAUGACUAGGCCUAGCAGAUUCCAAAAUGGAAGUGAUCUCUCAGCUGGAGGCAGGAGAAGCACAUGGGAUUCCAGUGGAUAGUGUCCUAAGAACCUGCUGGCCAGAUUGGGAUGUCAGGCCUCAUACCAAGGAGUCACCUCCAAAGUUGAAUGUUUCUGUGGAAGACUUAUCUCAGCAAAGGUCUUUGUGGGAUGAUUCAUGCAGCUCCAAGAUGGGAAAAGCCCGGGACUAUUAUGGCAGGUUAAGGAAAGGGCAAAGCAAUGAGGAGAAACAUUCUAGACAAGGAAAAGCAAUUCAAGCAGAACCUGCCAAUGAAAUGAGAGCCUCUGAACACAGUAAAUACAGCCAAACCUGUAGCCCAGAGCCAGUCAGUUUUCUGCAACAUGGAGUAUCUGUAGCAAUAAAACUCCAUGAAGGUGAUAUUCAGCAAAAGACCUUCACCAUGUCUUCAGACCAAAGUCAGUGUAAUCAAAUGUCUUCUCAGAAGAAGUAUUAUAAAUUUAUCAAAUGUCAGGAAAGCUUCAAGAAAAAAUAUGCAAUUCAUGCUGAAGACAAACUUCGUGAAAGUAGGAAUUCUUUCUUCCCUAAAAAUGAGCAUACUCUACAUCAGAGAAGUGAUACAGGGAAAAAGUGUCAUAUAUUGAGUAAAUGUGGGAAUAUAGAUCUUAAUCAACCUUCUAGUAUUCAAGAUAAAAAGAAAGUUUAUAAAUGCAGUGAAUGUGGAAAGGACUUCCAGCAUAAGGUCAAUCUUAGGCAACACUGCAGAGUUCAUACUGGAGAGAAAACUUUUGAAUGCAAUCAAUGUGGAAAGGCUUUCCACCAAAAAGGAGAUUUUAGAAGACACUGUAGAAUUCAUACUGGAGAGAGGCCUUUUAAAUGCGGUGAUUGUGGGAAAGCCUUUUCCUGGAGCACAGCAUUGACUGGACAUCAGAGAAUUCACACUGGAGAGAAACCUCAUGAAUGCAAAGAAUGUGGGAAGACAUUCAGAGAAAGUUCUCAACUUUCUGUGCAUAAGAGAAUUCAUACAGGAAUAAAACCUCAUGAGUGCACAAUAUGUAGAAAGCUAUUCUCUCUAAAGUCACAUCUUAUACAACACUACAGAAUUCAUACUGGAGAGAAGCCUUUUAAAUGUAGUGAUUGUGGGAAAGCCUUUUCCUUGAACACAACUUUGACUGUACAUCAGAGAAUUCAUACUGGAGAGAAACCCUAUGAAUGCAAAGAAUGUGGGAAGACAUUCAGAAAAAGUUCUCAAGUUUCUUUGCACAAGACAAUUCACACAGGAAUAAAACCUCAUGAAUGCACGGUUUGUAGGAAGGCAUUCUUUCAAAAGUCAACUCUUACAAGACACUAUAACAUUCAUACUGGAGAGAAGCCUUUUAAAUGCAGUGAUUGUGGGAAAGCCUUUUCCCGGAACACAACCUUGACUCUACAUCAGAGAAUUCACUCUGAAGAGAAACCAUAUGAAUGCAAAGAAUGUGGGGAAACUUUCCAAUCCAGCUCCAAACUUUCUGUGCACCAGAGAACUCAUACAGGAAUAAAACCUCAUGAAUGCACAGUAUGUAGAAAGGCAUUCUCUCGAAAGGCACAUCUUACAAGGCACUACAACAUUCAUACUGGAGAGAAGCCUUUUAAAUGCAGUGAUUGUGGGAAGGCCUUUACCAGGAACACAACCUUGACUAAGCAUCAGAGAACUCAACACUGGAGAGAAAUCCUAUGUGUGCAAUGACUGUGGAAAGGCCUUCACCCAGAAAGGUCUUUCAUUACAUAUUAAAAGAACACAUUUUAGAGAGAAGUCUUAGGAAUGUAAUAAAUGUGGGAAAGUUUGUGAUGAUGAGAAACCUCAUUAAUAAAAUCCUGGAAAACCA
Molecule: messenger RNA, 2274 nt
Organism: Dromiciops gliroides (monito del monte)
Lineage: Eukaryota; Metazoa; Chordata; Mammalia; Microbiotheria; Microbiotheriidae
Product: zinc finger protein OZF-like
Exons: 4
Coding region: 435-2135 (566 amino acids)
Biological process (GO): regulation of transcription by RNA polymerase II
Cellular component (GO): nucleus
Molecular function (GO): RNA polymerase II cis-regulatory region sequence-specific DNA binding; DNA-binding transcription activator activity, RNA polymerase II-specific
Source: RefSeq, a predicted model, not a curated record